Messenger RNA from Aspergillus welwitschiae, 1806 nucleotides. RefSeq names its product multicopper oxidase. The coding region runs from base 1 to 1806 and encodes 601 amino acids. The record is from RefSeq and is a predicted model, not a curated record. The transcript has 3 exons. Gene Ontology annotation, molecular function: copper ion binding; oxidoreductase activity. NCBI's taxonomy places the organism in Eukaryota, Fungi, Ascomycota, Eurotiomycetes, Eurotiales, Aspergillaceae.
AUGGUCUAUUGGCAGUCUUGGUUCCUACUUUUGGGAACGGUUGCCUCCUUCAACCCCUUGGAGUCGUUGCUCCCUGAUGGUCUUUCUCCUUACGGCCUUUUGCCAACAUACCAUCUGGACCCUUUCUUGAAGUCUGGUAGCAACAACAACCAAUAUCAACAUUCCAACCUCGAACACCCUCCAUGGAAGGAUAUCUCUCCCUCAGGAGGGCCCCCUGACACAGGUGUUACUCGUCACUACAACUUCACCAUCACGCGGGACAUCACCGCCCCGGAUGGCUACCAGAAGAGCGGCAUCCUCAUCAACGGGCAAUUCCCUGGCCCGUUAAUCGAAGCAAACUGGGGCGACAUGAUCUCGGUCACAGUCAACAACAUGAUCACAACCGACACUGCAGAAGGCUUGACCCUGCACUGGCAUGGACUUACCCAAGCCAAGUCUCCCUGGGAAGACGGAGUUCCCGGCAUCACCCAGUGUCCAAUCGCCCCCGGUGGAAGCUUCACGUAUACAUUCCAAGCAGAUCAGUACGGCACCAGCUGGUACCAUUCCCAUUACAGCGCCCAAUACACCGAUGGCGCAUACGGGCCCAUGAUCAUUCACGGCCCUGUCCAGCCCGAAGCCAGCUACGACUACGACCUAGGCCCCGUCAUUAUCUCCGACUACAGCCACUUAAGCUACUUCGAAGUCUUGGAAAACAUCUUCUCCAUCCCCCCCGUCUUCCCUAACGUUGACAACAACCUGAUCAACGGCCGCGGUGCCUACAACUGCAACAGCAGCUCCACUACCACCUGCAGCCCCGCGUCCAGCCUAGCCCGCUUCAACUUUCACUCUGGCAAAACCCACCGUCUCCGACUCAUGAACACCGGGUCCAACGCGAACCAGAAGUUCACCAUCGAUGGCCACAACAUGACCGUGAUCGCCAACGACUUCGUCCCCGUACAACCCUACACCACCGACGUCGUCACCCUCGGCGUCGGCCAACGCACCGACAUCAUCGUAACCGCCACCGGCAACCCAACCGACUCAUACUGGAUGCGCGCCUCCAUCGACAUGACCUGCCUCAACGCCACGGCCAGCAUCCCCACCGUCAAAGCCGCCAUCUACUACGAAGACGCCGACACAGCAACCUGGCCAACCACCACGACCACCACAACCUGGUCGAGCAACAACUGUGCCAACGAUCCCCUCAACCUCACCAUCCCCUACUACCCUCAAACACCCGCCUCCACCCCCGCCUCCACCCAAACCAUCGAAAUCACCCUCGGCGAAAACGCCACAGGCCACACCUUAUUCUACGUCAACAACUCCACCUUCCGCUCAGACUACAACACCCCGCUCCUCCUCCUAGGCAAAGCCGGCAACUUCUCAGACCCGGACCCAGACCUGAACGUCUACAACUUCGGCUCGAACUCCUCCGUCCGUCUCAUCAUCUACAAUCUCUUCUCCAUGCAGCACCCGCUUCAUCUCCACGGCCACAAUUACUGGGUGCUAGCCCAGGGAAGGGGGACCUGGGAUAGAGUCGUCACUAAUCCGAAGAAUCCUCAGCGUCGCGAUACCCACAUCAUCCAGCCGGGCACGGAGGAUAGUCCCGCGUAUGUGGUUCUCGAAUGGCAGGCGAAUAAUCCCGGCGUUUGGCCUCUUCAUUGUCAUAUGUCUUGGCAUGUUAGUGUCGGGUUGCUCUUGAAUGUGGUUGAACGACCAGAUGACAUUGAACGACUUCCGAUCCCGGAGUCUAUGGCUCAGACUUGUCGGGAUUGGACGGCUUUUAGUAAUCGUGGUUUCGUGAAUGAGAUUGAUUCGGGGGUGUAA